UGUCAAUUAUAUAUCAUGUGGGAGGAGUCUUGGGAAGGUGGAGUUUCUGCUCAGGAGUAGUAUAUUGAUCUCAGGAGAGAUCUUCUAGCCUUACUUUUAUUUUCACUGUUUCUUUGUCUCUUCCAAUUUUUUGGAAUAAUUCAUCAAUGUGUUGGAAAUAGCGUCGUAGUUCGUGCCAGCUGGUUCGUUCGUACCUCACUUCGCAGAUCUCUUUGUGAUGGGGUGUGUCGUCACCGGUUAAUACCGAAACACAGUGCAGCGAAACCUGGUUCUUGCAGAAAUUUGUUGCUCUGAUGCGGUAUUUGCAUUGCAGAGAUGUACUGCUCCAUUUACCUGUACACAUCCGGGGAAAAGAAGUCCAUUCUAAUAAUGUAGUCAAAAUCCUUGCACCAUUUUCUGAACUUUUUCCAGUCACACUCGUUAAAAGUUACGCUCUCAGUAGCGCAGCUCCAGCGGAUGUGACCCGGGACCGAGAACUUGAAAAGCACAACAGUUCCUUUUUCUGCAUUGAAAAAAAAAUCCGGCUGUACAUCCGUUUGACAUUACCCAAUAUUGAAUCUUUUCAUGCUCUAAAUUUUUUUGUAAUCUUCCCAAAAAAGAGUGAGUUGUUUUCGGUGCAUCAGGACAAGCAGCAGACAUGUUGUAAGCUCACACAUGAUCUUCGAAGUACAGAGUAUUUUUAAACCUAGAGCGUGGGUGAGGCCUUCUUCUUCUAUAAACUUAUGGUGCUUAUAAUGUCACCUACCAGAUCAAUUUUAUUUUCUUUUGUUCUGAUUGGACAGGGUGCGUGUGUGUGUGUGCGUGGGUGUGUGUGCGUGUCAUAUUUUUGGUAGGAUGUGUACAGAAAUUCAUUAUUAAACAUUUACUUAUUUUUCAUCAUCCUUAUGUGUGUGUGGCUGUGUGUGUGGCUGUGUGUGUGGCUGUGUGUGUGGCUGUGUGUGUGGCCAUGUUGGAUUCAGCCAGAUCAGUAGUCUUUCUAAAGUCAGGUGUAAGUGGAAGUCGAGGUGAUGAACUGUAUUAAUUCUGGAUCUUAAAUUAUUCUCCUUAUACUCAUUACUGACGUUUCAGUAACUGAACCUUUAACCAGAAAUGUUUUAAUGACUGGAUUUAUAGAAGUCUAACAUCUCUUACAGCCCUGAUAAAGAAAGCAUCAAACUCUUUAGUUUAUAUCUCUCACUUUAAACCACAGUGCUGUUUCCAUUAACACUGACACAUCACAUGACAUUAAACUUCUUCUAUCAGAGAGGUUCCAGCACACAGGACUGAUCGAGCUCCAGUAUAUCAUAUCUGUAAAGUCAUGUGACUCAUCACAGCAUCAGAAUAGACAAGAAUUCACUGUGAGCUUCACAUCUCAUUACAGCUAAUGGACCAAUCAAAUCAGUCCACAGCUUCAAAACAUCCAAUCAGGCGUGAGUCUGGACCUGCUUUUCUACUGAACUCACAAGUUCAUUACCUCACUAUCACUUUGUCUAAACAGGAACGAUGAUCACACUCUUUGUCGCGCUUUACUCUCUUUUUUCUCUCUGCACAGCUGGAAAAACUUCUGACAUCAAGGAGCUUCAUGUGAAAACAGUAAAGCGUGGAGAAAAUGUAACUAUGGAGUGUAACAUGAGCAAGGGCAAAAACAAAAAUAAUUUAGCUUGGUACAGACAGAGUUUUGGAAAAGUGCCUCAGUAUUUUGUAAGAUAUUACGGGUCUAAUAGCUACACAUUUGCAGAGGGAUUUAAAGAUAGCCGCUUCAGUAUGACUGUAAAUGACCAGAAGUUUGAUCUCAACAUUAUCGUAACGAGAGAAGAUGAUGGAGGAGAAUAUUUCUGUGGAGAAGUGGAGGGAAAUACACUAAAGUUCACAUCUGGAACACGUCUGCAAUUUGAAGGUGAAGAGAUGAAACACUGUCCUACACCUGGAACGGUUAACAACAACACAGAUUCUGUUACAGGGUCCAAUGAGGGUUCAAAGAGCAGUGAUGGAGAAGGUGAAGAGAUGAAACACUGUCCUACACCUGGAACGGUUAACAUCAACACAGAUUCUGUUACAGGGUCCAAUGAGGGUUCAAAGAGCAGUGAUGGAAAAGGAGACAACUUUUGGAUUAUUGUCCUAACGACCUCCAUUAUAAUAUCUCUCAUUGUAAACGUGGUUCUGCUUGGAGUUUUAUAUAAAAAUCAGAGAAAAGGUGCUUCAUCAAGAAACCAUCAAACUCCCACCAAUCAGGCUGAUGAUGAAGAUGUCUUGAACUAUGCAGCUGUGAGUUUUGCUAAGAAACCUUCAUCCUCCAGAACAUCCAGAGACAAGAGCCAUGAAGACGUUUAUGCACAAGUUAAAAUAAAAUAGAUAAAGACAAAUGACUUCAGACUUGAAACACAACCAAAAUGUAAGUGUUAUUGCCGUUUCCAUGGUGACUCCUAACAUCAUUCAUCUACUGAUUUGCUUCACUUGAUGGAUGAAGCUUUAAAAAAUAUUUCUGAUCAAAAUCCUACAUCCUGCUGUUUUUUUCUUUCUUGAAUGAAAGUCUUAUAUUUGGGAUUUUUUCUCAGCAUUUUCUCUUGCACAUGAUUUCCAGAAUGUAAAAGAACAUUUUGUUUGAUUCUGAAGGUUAAAGUAUUAAAGGACGGCUCAUGGUUCACAUCUUGCUUUAACUUUUGUUUUUAAUUUAUUUUGCUUUGAAACAUAGGAGUUUUAUAAAGAGGAUAAAUCUGGUGAAUAUCGUAAUUAAUGUAGAUUAUCUGAACAUUUAGUAGUCAGUACAUCUGUAAAUGUAAAACUUUUAUACAUUUGAACAAUUUUCCAGAAAUACUGAGGACCUUCAAGAGGGCUGAGUAUAAAGACGAGUGUUUACUGCAUUACUGAUGAGAUUCCACUGUUUAACCUGAAAUUAAUCUCCAGGAAAUAAAUAUUCAAUUUCAUUAGAAAUGUAUAUUGAUGACUGAUGAAGUGUCGAGGUUUUCUUUAUCUUAAUGUUUUUACACAAUUUACAUUGUGCCUCCUUAAUAAAUUCCACAAAUGCCAUAUU
This is a messenger RNA of Ictalurus furcatus (blue catfish), 3010 nucleotides long. RefSeq lists its product as uncharacterized. Gene Ontology annotation, biological process: response to bacterium. The coding region runs from base 1483 to 2331 and encodes 282 amino acids. The transcript has 7 exons. The record is from RefSeq and is a predicted model, not a curated record. Lineage: Eukaryota; Metazoa; Chordata; Actinopteri; Siluriformes; Ictaluridae.